Molecule: messenger RNA, 6467 nt
Organism: Pantherophis guttatus
Lineage: Eukaryota; Metazoa; Chordata; Lepidosauria; Squamata; Colubridae
Source: RefSeq, a predicted model, not a curated record
CUGUCCGGCGAUUUGAAAAAACUCUCCUUCAGGCAAAGAAGGAGAGGAGAGUCGGAGGGGGUGGGUAGAGCUCCCCGAAAGUCACUGGAUUAAUUCCAGGGACUCGGAGGGUGAGAGCUCCCCAGUUCACCCCUCCCAUUGCUCCGGAUCGCUGGUGCCUCUGUUAAUCAGAGCAAGACGUCUGCGUCCAAUUCUGCCGGCAAACAGUGAGUUCUAAUGAUUUCUAACAAAGCAGACAGAGCGGAAGCAAGAGUGCAAGCUUUUUAAAAGAAACAGAACUUAACUCCGUGAAUACAUUGUUGCAAACGGAGCUCUCUUGAGCUGGAGGCUGGAGAGGAAGCCUUUGUUAUGGGCGGAAGGGAAAGUGAAAGUUAAAGGGAAACUGCUUGUUAAAAGCCCUCUGCCUGAAGAGUAAACUGCUGGGGAUUGAGUAUAGCUUGAAGAGAGGAUUGUUUAUUUUGAAAAAACUCUGAAACAUACUUUGCAAGACUGUUUAUAAGACUUCGUGGCUGCAAAAGGAAAAAAACUCUUUUUAAAAUAAAAUGGCUGCUAAACAACUAAAGCCACCAACUUCUAAAGGGGGAGGAGGUUCCCCUGUAGUGACUCAAAAACAACAACUUCCGGCUGAUACACAGUCACAAGACCUUAAAGAAUUUAUAAUGGGUGCCCUGAACAAUCAGACAGAAAUGAUGAAAGAAUUUUCAGAGGAGUUAAAGAAAAUUAAAAGUGUGGUGGAGGAAAAACAUGAUGAAAUAAGAGAUGACAUUGUUUAUGCAGUUUCAGGACUGGCUACUCAUAUGUUAAAGAUUGAGGAGAGAGUACGGGAAAUUGAUGAUGCUAACUUGGAGCUUGCAACUAAAUUAGGAGAGGUUAUGAUACAAACAGAGAAAGUGGAUCACGAAAUGGUUAUGUUACAAUACAGAUGUCAAGCUGCGUUGCGGACUCCGUGUGUGAGGAAAGGAAAACGCCCAACCACGGCUUGCUGUAACAGUUUAUUGAUUAGCACCUUCCUCCACGGGACACACAGCUAGGUUGACGGGUAUGCAGGAUACACAAAGUCGGCGUUGGGAGCGGCUGCCUCCCAACGCAAUCUAAAGAACGCGCUAACAAUGUAUAACCACCGCCCUUCCGGGUACUAGUGCGCAGGCGUUGCCAGGGCGGUGAGUAGCGAAAAGUUAACCCUUGCUCGUCCGCAAUUGUGUCCGGUCGCCUACCAUUAUCCUAACACCCCCACCACCAGUGUUAACAGAUCCCAAAGCCCCGAAGCGUCUUUCGUUGAUACCCCUCCCUCGUCUGGCUCCCGUAGUUCGGCACAGUGGUCGGGCCCACGAUCCCGGGAGCGGAUCGAAGUGUCGAGUGGAUCUCGACAACAGAUCAAUGGAAUUUGCCCUGAGGCUGAGAGGUUUGAAAGAAAAGAGUGGUGAAAAUUUAAAAGAUGUUUGUUCCAAUGCUUUAGCAGAGCUGAUUUCAGAAAGACCAGAAGAUGUGGCAAUUCAAAUGGAUAAAAUUUACAGGGUUAAUUCCUGGCUGGCAAAACAAAAGCAGCUACCAAGAGAUGUGGUGAUUUAUUUUACAACAAGGAGAAUUAGAAAUGACAUUCUGCAAGCUUCUUAUAGAAACAGGAUUAAAGUGGAUGGACAAGAGCUGGUGGUCCUGAAAGAGCUUCCUCCCAAAAUGUUAAGAGACAGAAAGCAGUUUGGUUUUUUGGUGAAUGAACUAAGAAACCAGCAGCUCCAGUAUAGAUGGGAUGUCCCAUUUGGGAUAAUAGUGACAUACGCUGGGCAAAGACACCGCUUAAACACAGUUGGAAAGGCAAAAGAUUUUUAUGUCAAUGUUUUAAAGGCUGGAAGGCCACCCUCACCAGGGGGUGCUAGAAAGCAAUUGGAAAUGACACAGAAAGAUGGAGGGCAACCACAAACUUACGCUCAAGCACUAGCUGGAGGAGCCAAUUUGGAAGAAGAUUUACUGUUGAGUGGGGGUCCACCACCAACCCUUGAGUCAUUAAAGACGAUACAGCUGCCAAAAGAUCAACGAUUAACAAGAGCUACUUACAAACAACAUCUGGCACGACAGCCUCAAGAUCCAACCCAACAAGUCCAAAAAACACAAACAGUGGGAGGAGCUAGGCCGAAGUCUAAAAUGGCGGAGGAGGUUCAGCUGAUGCUCUCAAAGCUUGGAGGGCCCAGAGAUGGCAAAUAAAUUCUUAUCUUGGAAUGUCAACGGUUUAAAUUCUCCACAAAAAAGAAAGAAAAUAUUUCACUAUUUGAAGCAAUUUCAGAAUGAUGUUAUUUGUUUGCAAGAAACGCAUAUUAAAUCUUCAGAUCAAAAGUAUUUGAUAAAUUCGAAAUUAGGUAUACAUUUUGUGGCAUCAGCACCAGAGAAGAAAAAUGGCCUAGUUAUAUAUGUUAAAAGAGGCUUAGUGGCCAAUUUAAUUGAGGCUGACACUCAAGGUAGAUAUAUUGCAAUCGAAUUAACAACACAGAAUGGGAAGCUGCUUGUAAUUGGAGUAUACGCACCUAAUCAACAACAAGAUAAAUUUUAUAAACUUUUACAUACUAAAAUAUUACAAUGGGAUUAUAGAUCUUUACUUCUAAUGGGUGACUGGAAUGGGGUAAUAAAUAUCCAGAGAGAUAAAAAAAGUCUUUCCAAGAUAUCCAUGCGCGCUAAGUUGCCUAAAUCUUUUGAUAUUUUGGAGGAUAUGGAGCUCAGAGACAUUUGGAGAGAAAGGAACGUAUUGGAAAGUGAUUUUACUUUUUUUUCAGAUAGGCAUCAAUCUUUUUCUAGGAUUGAUUUUAUAUUAACUACAAAUGAUCUUUUUUCUAGGGUGAAGAAUACAAAGAUAUGUCCAAGAACUUUAACUGAUCAUAGCCCGGUUUGGGUGGAACUAGAGCAGGAAAGAGGGGAAAGGAGGUCUUGGAGGUUAAAUGAGAAUUUAUUUAGAUAUGAAGAUAACUUGUGUGAGCUUAAAAAAACAAAUGAAAGAAUUUUUUGUUAACAAUAUGAAUAAAGGAACCUCGAUGGAGAUGGUAUGGGAUGCGAGUAAGGCAUAUAUGAGAGGAACAUUAAUUUUCUUGAACAAUAAAUAUAGACUAAAACAACAAAACAGACGGAAAGAGAUAGAGGAGGAAAUUAAAAAGAAAGAACAAUUGCUUAUAACUAACCCGGGAGAUAAAAAGGCAAAAGAUAUGAUUAAUAUUUUAAGAGAGCAAUUUAAUAUGUUAAUGGCUGGGCAAGUAGCAACCAGCAUACAAUAUGCCAGACAUAAUACAUUUUGUAAUGCUAAUAAACCUGGGAGAUGGUUGGCUUAUACGAUGAGGAAAAAACAAAAAUCACGUGUUAUAGACAAGAUAGAAUUUAGAGGUAAAGAGAUUUAUCAACAGAAUUUAAUAAAAAAGGCUUUUUUGGAGUUCUAUACAAAGUUAUAUGCUAAAGAUGUAAUUCAAGAUGUUGAUAUUGAUAGAUAUUUAAAGAUGGAGAUUCCUGAAUUAACGCUGGAACAGAGAGAGAGAUUGAAUCAGCCAAUAACUUCCGAGGAAAUUGUUGGGGCAAUUAAACAAUUAAAAAUAGGUUAUUUUCUCCAAACAAACAAAAAUGAAAAAAGAUGUAAUGGAAUUUAAAAUGAUUCCAGUUAUAUAAACAAGCUACUUCCUUUGAUAUUUUCGUCUGGAUAUUUUUGGUUUAAAGAAUCUAUCCAUGUGAUAUAACAUCAUUUUCCAAAAAUGCCUUUUAAAUUGUGACAUGGUGAUUAUAAAGAUGCAGUGCAUUUCCAAAAAGCAAAGGAACAUUGAGUUUCUGCAGCAUGCACUAUUUGACAAAUUCAAGUGACUGUCUUAUCAAAUAACCAACCCUUACUGUACAUAAAAACUAUACAAUUGAUUUUCUGAAAUCCAGAGCUAAGAUGAAGGACAUGUCAGUUAAAAUUUACUUUAUACUUGGCCUAACUAUCACUGUUCCAAUACAAGCUCUGAAUAAGAAAACAGACUGCCCCCAGUCAUGUUCCUGCGAGAUACGACCGUGGUUUACUCCUAGGUCAAUAUACAUGGAGGCAUCAACAGUAGACUGCAAUGAUGUAGGCCUUUCUACUUUUCCACCUCAACUGCCUGUUAAUACACAGGUACUACUUCUACAAGCAAACUGUAUUAAAAAAAUUGAAUACCCUCGAGAAUUUCCUGUAAACCUUACUGGUUUGGAUUUAUCCCAGAACAGUUUAUCCACAGUGGCUACUAUCGAACUUCAGAAGAUAACUCAACUUCUUUCAGUAUAUCUGGAGGAAAACAAACUUAUAGAAUUGCCUGACAGAUGUUUCUUUGGACUUAAUAAUCUCCAAGAGCUUUACAUUAAUCACAAUCUACUUUCUACAAUUGCAUCAGAGGCUUUUACAGGCCUUGAUAACCUUCUUAGGCUUCAUCUCAAUUCAAACAAACUGCAAAUAAUUAACAGCAAAUGGUUUGAAGCUAUUCCUAAUCUGGAGGUUCUUAUGAUUGGAGAAAAUCCAAUAAGCAGAAUUGAAGAUAUGAACUUUAAACCCCUUAUAAAUCUGAGGAGCCUGGUUUUAGCAGGCAUAAAUCUCAGAGAAAUACCAGAUAAUGCCUUGACUGGUCUUGGCAAUUUAGAAAGCAUCUCUUUUUAUGACAACAGAUUAAUUAAAGUGCCCCACAAAGCUCUUCAAAAGGCUACAAAUCUUAAAUUUUUGGAUCUAAACAAAAACCCCAUUAACAGAAUACAAAGAGGGGAUUUUAGCAACAUGAUACACCUGAAAGAAUUGGGAAUUAAUAACAUGCCUGAACUGAUAUCUAUAGAUAACCUCGCUGUUGAAAAUUUGCCAGAUUUAAGGAAAAUAGAAGCAACCAAUAAUCCAAGAUUAUCAUAUAUACACCCUAAUGCAUUCUAUCGCCUUCCACGGCUGGAAUCACUCAUGCUCAAUAGCAAUGCACUGAGUGCACUGUAUCACAGUACAAUUGAAUCUUUGCCCAAUCUCAAGGAAAUUAGCAUACACAGCAAUCCAAUGCGUUGUGAUUGUGUCAUUCGAUGGAUUAAUAUGAAUAAAACGAGCAUCAGAUUCAUGGAGCCAGAGUCACUAUUUUGUGUAGAUCCUCCUGAAUUCCAAGGCCAGAAUGUCAGGAUGGUUCAUUUCAGGGAGAUGAUGGAAAUUUGUCUUCCACUGAUAGCCCCAGAAAGUUUUCCUGUAAAUUUAAAUUUAGAAACAGGUAGCUAUGUUUCCUUACAUUGUCGAGCUACCGCCGUUCCAGAACCUGAAGUAUAUUGGAUUACUCCAUCAGGACAUAAGCUUUUACCCAAUACUGUUUCUCUUAAAUAUUAUGUACAUUCAGAAGGAACAUUAGAGAUCAGUAAUAUAACACAAAAAGAAAGUGGCCUAUACACAUGCAUAGCAACUAAUUUAGUAGGUGCAGAUUUGAAAUCCAUUAUGAUAAAUGUGGAUGGUUCUUUUCUCCAGGAGAAUCACAAAUCUUUCUCUAUAACAGUAGAAGAUGUACGCUACAAUUCCGUAUUAGUAUCCUGGAAAACAAAUUCUAAAAUUGUGAAAUCUAACAUUAGGUGGACUGCCUUUCCAAAAGAUGGAAACUCCCUGUCCUCUCAUAGAGUUCGAAUUCCAUCACACCGAAAGGUCUAUAAUUUUACUCAUCUCACCUCAUCAAUGGAAUAUAAAAUUUGUAUAGACAUCCCCACUAUCCGGCUUCAGAAUGCAAGACAGUGCAUCAAUGUUACAACAAAAGAAUUGGAUCCGGCAAUGAGAAAUUGUGAGAAGAACAGCAUCAACAGCACUACAGUUCUUUUCUGCCUUGGUUUUCUUUUAGGAUUCUCUUGUGUUGCUGUUCUCCUCAGUUGCAUCUGUCAUGAAAUGAAUUGUGAUGCAGGACACAGAUUUUUCAAGAAUUAUGUGAAGAAACAAUCCUUUUCUUUCAGUGAACUUUAUCCUCCUUUAAUCAGUUAUUGGGAUGCUGAUAAAGAGAAAAGCAUAGUCCUCGAAGUGCAGGCCACAGUUGUAGAGGUUCCAACAAACAUGCCAUGAAAGUUAAGGUUAUUAGACUUGUUGCUUUAAGGUGACAUUAUCAAGACUCUCUUCUAUCGUGCUCAGUUAAAAGGUGAAAAAGGAUUCCUUUAUGGAAACUUAGUGAGUACAAAUGGUGGUUACAAAUACAAAUAUUUACUGGUGUAGUAUUUUUUUUUACAAAGGAAACACCUGUCUUUGGAAGUUCUAUACCAACCAAACUGUUUUCUAAGACUUUAUAUGUGAUUUCUUAAGAACUUCUAAGAGGUACAUAAUGCUGUCUAAACAAAUAGAUAAGAUUUUUUUCUGUAUUUGUUGUUUUUUAAUUAUAUGUACAAUAGUGGAACUGAAUAAGGCUCUCCUCCUCUGUUGUAUGAUACACUUAGCCAUGAGUUUUCAAUAAACAAAUAAAACUAGAAUUGACCUAUAGUGUAAUAAAAUGAACAAAUUCUGUAGA